AUGGACCGUCGCAAACGGAAAACAUGUGACGCUGUACAGAAUACGCACAGCCGCGCCAUUGACGGGCGAGAUGGCUUCUCGCAGACGGAUAGUGUUACCGCUGGAAAUGAUAAUACACCAUUCGAAUUAGAUGCUCUAGUAUCUGAGAUGGUCACACCCGAGUCAAGGACUGAUGAUCCUCGUCCUCCCGAAACAUCUUUGCGUGAGCGGUUAUCUUUAGGGCCAGAGCAGUCAUCAAAAGUUGACGUGGGCGAGACCUCCGCUAUGUCGUUCUUACAUUUCCUCCGGAAAACUGUCAAGGCCUAUGUGGGCUCGGUGCCUUUUACGGAUGCGGAGCGACACCACAUCGUUAUUGACACCGAUUGUUGUUCUACAAUAGAGGCCGAUGAAAAUAUCGAGCCGAAGAGAAUACAUACAUGGAUAGAUUUUUACAAUGAAGCAACAAGCGGAAUUCUGGAUCUCUUCACAGCCCAUGAGGUAGAAACCUUACUAGCAGCACACAUCUCUUCGCGGCAGUCCGCAUCUAUUGCAGCUGUGAGGCGGGAGGACGUCACAGCGAUAGGUGUUGCCCUAGCUAUUGGUGCCCAAGUUAGAGGAUCAGAUGGAGACUCCGAGAUAGCGAACGGGUACUUCCGUCGUGCACGGCAGGCAGCGUUCAACGACAUGCUGAUGGGCCAGAAUAUCGGAACAGUACGGCUUUUUCUGUUGAUGGCAUUUUAUAUGCUUGGCGCCUGUCAUCGCAAUGCCGCAUCGAUGUUUCUUGGGGUAGCUGCACGAGCAGCCAUAAUCCUAGAGCUCCAUACCUUUGAAGGUUACAGCAGUACGCUCUCUAAUGAAGAUUAUGAAAGCAGGCCGAGAAGCCUCCCCCUAGUGCCAAGUAUGCCGGACACGAAUGAGGAAGUAAACCUUCAGUCAGCAUUCUAUGCCGUUGGCAACGGAUGCACCUUGCUCAAUAACAUCGUCGACACACUCAGCAAGGGCGGACUUCUUGAUGUCCCCACGGCCGAGGGCCUGCUUUCCCAACUCCGGAAAUGGAGUAGCGGCCUACCCACAGGCCUCCGCCAGUUCCGGAGUGUUUCCCAUAGCUUACCAUUCCUCGAACCUGGAGAUCGACAGCGACUUGUUGGAAGCAUUCAUGUUUCCUGCCUAUACUAUUUUGCGGUAAUUCUCGUAACCCGGCCAUAUCUGAUCGCGUAUCUCACGUCGCGUCUUCGUGGAAAAGCACCGGACCAUUUGAUCAGUGACCCGGACGAGGCCUCUGAUGUCGCUAUAAAGAACAACAAAGUAUCGAAAUUGGCCCAGACAUGUGUCGGCGGGCAAAAUCGGCAGGGCUCGUUUUUCGAAACUUUUGCCUCCUCAAGCUUCUCCAAGUUUGCUGCAGAGCCACGCCGUGACAUUGAGAGUCUCUUCAACAGCAGCUUACAUCUUCUCGAUGAUAUUGGCCGCACUAGCCCGCAGGCCCAGCUUUAUCAUCAGAUCUUGACUAGCCUCAAUGAUGCAGUGGCAAAGUUCCGCAACCGUGUCGCGGGAGAGGUUUACCGCACGGUUCAGGACUAUAUGGACCAGAUCCUAAUGAUAGACCCAAACAUGGACGGAGAUACUAUUGCGCGCUCCAAGGAUAGUGAGGAUUCGUACCCUGGCUGGAGCGAUGAUUGGCUGGCGGGUGCAAUACGGGGUGUUGAGACAGGCGACAUUGCCUUAGAUCCCGUCUCGAAUGGAACACAGGGCGCGCAGAUGUUCCGUGAUCCUGGUGACUGGGGAGAUAUAGAUAGUAUGGAACUGGGAGAUCAUCUGUUAAUGGACAUUGAGCCAUUUGAUCAGGUGUUUUAUACGGUCGAAUGA
Messenger RNA from Aspergillus niger, 1842 nucleotides. RefSeq lists its product as uncharacterized. Gene Ontology annotation, biological process: positive regulation of transcription from RNA polymerase II promoter by galactose. Gene Ontology annotation, molecular function: RNA polymerase II cis-regulatory region sequence-specific DNA binding; DNA-binding transcription factor activity, RNA polymerase II-specific. Gene Ontology annotation, cellular component: nucleus. The coding region runs from base 1 to 1842 and encodes 613 amino acids. The record is from RefSeq and is a predicted model, not a curated record. The transcript is spliced from 6 exons. NCBI's taxonomy places the organism in Eukaryota, Fungi, Ascomycota, Eurotiomycetes, Eurotiales, Aspergillaceae.